Messenger RNA from Leptinotarsa decemlineata (Colorado potato beetle), 4119 nucleotides. RefSeq names its product serine/threonine-protein phosphatase 6 regulatory ankyrin repeat subunit B-like. NCBI's taxonomy places the organism in Eukaryota, Metazoa, Arthropoda, Insecta, Coleoptera, Chrysomelidae. The record is from RefSeq and is a predicted model, not a curated record.
GACUACUCAGCCAUCUUUACUCGAAAAAACUACCCUCAGAUAUUGUCUAGAGUAAUAAGUUACAAAGUAUGGAUUCAUUUGAAAAACGGAGAUACUUCCUACAUCUAAGACCGAAGGACAACAGUUCUCCUUUACAUUUAGCAGCUUAUCAUGGAUCUGUAAACGAUUUUCUUCAUUUGGUGAGCCUUGGUGAAGAUAUUACAGCAACAGAUGAUGAUGGUAACCAUUCUCUACAUUACGCUGCAUUUGCUGGUUGUCUUCAAAUCGUGAAAUAUUUGAAAGAGAAUGGUUGCAAUUUGAAGGUUAGAAACUCGAUGGGUGCAUUGCCUCUUCAUUUCGCUCUCACAAAAAACUCCACAAGCGUUAUAGACUAUUUUGUACAAUAUGGAGUUGAUAUCAAUGAGAGAGAUGAACAAGGGGGAACAUUAUUAUUUUAUUCAACACCCCUUACUAAAUCAGAAACCGUGAAAUAUAUACUCGGUUACGGCAUUGGGGUCGAUUUGAAGGAUAAAGCUGGAAAUACCGCUCUUCACUGGGCAGCAUAUUCGAGUUCUAUGGAUUGUGUGGAAUACUUCAUAAAUGAAUGUGGCAUCAGUAUCAGCGUUGAGAAUGAUAACGGAGAACAACCAAUCCACGCUGCCGCCAUAAACGGCUCAAUGAUACUAUUCAAAUACUUUGUUAGCUAUGGUGUGGAUCCCACUGUGGCAGCGAGGAAGGGAAAUACUAACCUCCAUUUCGCUGCCAUGGGCGAUUCAAUAGAAAUUGUAAGAUAUUUGUGUGAUAUAGUAGGAAUGGAUAGAGAUGUCGGCAAUGAUAAAAAUACUAGACCCAUCCACUAUGCAGCAAUUCACGACUCGAUGAAAGUAAUUCAAUAUUAUGUCGACAGAGGUUCAGAUGUGAGCAUUGGGGGAAAUUGUAAUCAUACAGUUGUUCACUGGGCAGCUGAAACAAACUCAAUGAAUGCCCUCACAUUCUUCGUCGACCAGCUGAAAAUGCCGCUGGACGUGACAGACGACAUUGGUAGAAAACCAAUACAUGUUGCUGCUGCAGGAAACUCUAUUGAAGCUGUUAAAUUCAUACUGAAACGGGACCCAUGUUUAGACUACAAGACAGACGGAGGGAAUACGAUUCUUCAUUACGCCGCCGGAGGAAACGCAAUAAAAUCCUUAAAAUAUUUCAUUGAGGAGCUAGGAUUAGACUGGACAGUUAACAAUGACUUUGGUAGCAAACCCAUCCAUGUUGCUGCUCAAAAUGAUGCGUUGGAUGCUUUGAAGUAUCUUACUGAGCAGGGAGCAGAUAUCAAUGAGGUGACUUACAAUGGGGAUACGAUGGUACAUGAAGCCGCAUUGGCGAGUGGGGUUGAUACCUUGAAGUACCUCAUUGAAGAACUUGCCUUGGAUAUAGAAGCUCCCAAUAAAUAUGGUAAGAGACCUAUACAUCAUGCUGCUGAGAAUGAAUCAGUUGAACCUCUCAAGUAUCUUAUUGGUGCUGGAGUUGAUUUGAAUAUUGUCGACCACGAUGGUGAUACUGUUGUACAUGGAGCCGCUUCAAAAGAUGGUCUUGACACUUUGAAAUAUCUCAUCGAAGAUAAGGGAUUGGAUCCAAAUAUAUCAAAUAAUAUAGGUAGUAAGCCUAUCCACUCUGCUGCUGAAAAUAAUGCACCUGAGGCACUGAAAUAUCUCCUUGGACGAGGAGUUAGUAUAAUGGAGGUCGAUAAUGACGAAGAUACCAUAUUGGACAUUGCAAUUCAGAACAAAUCAAAUGAUGUCCUAAAAUAUAUUUCAGAUUUGGACGUUCCUAUAAACUGGAGGUGCAAAGCUAUUAUUUAUGCUGUCAAACAGGAUAUGCUUGAAUUAGUUGAGCAUUUAUGCCAACACGAAACUGUUCUUGAUUCUGUAGACCAUAAUGGAGACUCCGCUCUUCAUUUUGCUGCACGAGCAGACGCUGUCACUGUUUUCAAGUACCUGGUAGAAGUGAAGAAAAUGGACGUGAACGUUGCCAAUAAAAAAAGUAACAAACCAGUUCACUAUGCUGCCAUAUUCAACUCUCUCAAAGUUAUCCAAUAUUUAGCCAAGAACGGUUUUGACCUUCACGCUGUGGGAGAAGCAGGGUUCACUGUUCUCCAUUGGGCUGCCAGAAAUAACUCUUUGGAAGCUGUCAAAUAUUUCGUCGAGGAUUGUGGAAUGAAACUUGACGUGGGGGAUGAGCUGGGACGAUUGCCCGCCCUUUGUGCCACCCUGAAAGACUUUAGGCGAAUUGUUGAGUACAUUUUGUCACGUAGUUCGAACAUUAUUGCUGAUGGUUUUGGAAACACUCUGGUUCACUGGGCUUCAUCGUGCAAUUCAAUGGAUGUUUUGAAAUAUCUAGUUGAGAUUUAUGAAUGUGACGUCAAUAGUAAAAACACCAAUGGAGCGACACCUCUACACUAUGGGGGGUAUUCUGAUUCUGUAGAAGCUUUGAGAUACCUGCUCAAUCACGGUGCUGAUAUUAACGCAUUGGAUAACAAAGGAGGUACAGUUCUACACUGUGCCGCAUCUAAGGUGGGAGCAUUGAAACUUUUGAUCGAGGAGUUUAAAAUGGACGUUUAUGUAGGGAACGACAUGGGCGACACACCUAUGCAUCUUGCUGCUGAAAAGAAUUCGGUCGAAGCCUUGGAGUACUUCAAAACAACUGCAGUAAAUUUGAAAGUAGUGAAUAACUUGGGUGACACGCUUCUACAUCAAGCUGCUGCCAAAGACUCGAUUGAUGUAUUGAAGUAUUUGAUAGAAAACUGUCGGUUAGAUCCAAAGGUUGUAAAUAAGACAGGUAGACAACCGAUCCACCAUGCUGUUGAAGCGAAUUCGAUGGAGACAAUAAAAUAUCUGAUUGGCAGAGGUAUCGUCAUGGAUCCAAUGAGUGAUGGCAAUACAAUACUACAUUGGACAGUAAUAAAUAACUCAGUCAAGGCCUUGAAAUAUUUCAAUGAACACUUAAGAAUGGAUUUGAAUGUUUCCAAUAAUUUUGGGCGGAGACCAAUCCACUACGCAGCUUGCAACAACUCAAUGGAAAUGAUACAUUACAUGGUCGCUUCUGGCGUUAAUGUCAGAGUUACGGAUGACACAGGAGACAACGUUUUACAUUUCGCCGCUAAAAAGAACUCUAUCGAUGCUGUGAAAUAUUUUGUCGAUAAACACAAACUCGAGAUGAGUGAUACGAAUAAAUUCGGAUUAUCACCAAUGCACUACGCAGUAACAACAAAGGCAUAUAAAGUAAUGUUAUACUUAUUAGAACUCAAUUUCGAUACAGCUGUUCUGCAGGAAGAAAGCAGUAACAUUUUCCAGCAACUUCUUGAAAAAGAUCUUGUCACAUCUAUAAAAUUCUUCAUUGAUGACGGUGUAUUCGAUAAAUACAAAGUAAAUCAGUUUGGUGCUUCUUUGUUGCACGUUGCUGCUGAAAAUGACUCAAUUAAUGUUGUGCAGUAUCUUACAGCAGAAGGAUUCGACGUUAACAUUCGAGAUGACAAUGGAAAUACCCCUCUACACUAUGCUUCUUCUUCGGACUCACUCGGUACUUUAAAAUACUUGAUCCAUUCUGGUGCAGAUACUAAUUUGGUCAACAAUGAUGGUGAAACAGUUUUACAUACUGCCGCUAAAUUUGAUGCGAUCAAAACUCUUAUUCAUCUCAUUGAAAACAGUAUCAUUGACGCCAGUGUUGUUGAUAAAAAUGGCCGCAAACCUAUACACUUGGCAGCAGAGAGAGAUGCCAUCAAAGUGGUCAACUAUCUGACUUAUUCAGGGUUUGAUAUUGCUAGCAGAGAUCCCAGAGGUAUGAGUGCUAUCCAUAUUGCCGCUACGCAAGAUUCUAUUCAGGUCGUUGACUUUCUUGUGAAUCAUGGGGUUGAUAUUGAGGCGACGGACUACAAUGGAAUGACAUCAAGUGACUAUGCCAUCAGAAGUCAUUCGACCAGGGUUAUUGAUUAUUUUAUCCGGUUGCAAAGACAACGUAGAAAAUUCUUUUGUGUCGUAUCUUAAUCUUGUUUCAAAAAUUGAAUCAGGCAUUGUUGAUAGCAAAAUAAUGUUUCAAACUGUAUGCUGAUAGGUGAGAGAUGUUGGUAAUUGUACAAAUACAAUGUAUAUCAUA